Molecule: messenger RNA, 1130 nt
Organism: Erigeron canadensis
Lineage: Eukaryota; Viridiplantae; Streptophyta; Magnoliopsida; Asterales; Asteraceae
Product: transcription factor MYB53-like
Exons: 3
Coding region: 41-1042 (333 amino acids)
Source: RefSeq, a predicted model, not a curated record
UACAAAUAUGUGACAUACUAAAUCUAAAAAAAAAACCAUCAUGGGAAGGUCUCCUUGCUGUGAUGAGACUGGUCUAAAAAAAGGUCCAUGGACUGAUGAAGAAGAUGACAUACUCAUAAAAUACAUAAAUAAACAUGGCCAUAGCAGUUGGAGAGCCCUUCCUCGACUUGCAGGUCUAAAUCGAUGUGGGAAGAGUUGUAGAUUGCGAUGGACAAACUAUUUAAGACCGGAUAUCAAAAGAGGAAAGUUCUCUACUGAAGAAGAGCAAACAAUCCUUCACCUUCACUCGAUACUUGGAAAUAAAUGGUCAGCAAUCGCAACUCAUUUACCUGGAAGAACAGAUAACGAGAUCAAGAACUACUGGAACACACAUUUGAAAAAGAAGUUGAUUCACAUGGGUAUCGAUCCAACAACGCAUCGUCCAUGCACAGAUAUCUUUGCCAGCCUUCCUCAUCUCCUAGUUUUGGCUACCCUUAGGGAGCUAGUAGACCACCAUUCUUCGUUCUCUUUGGACCAACAACUCUCCAUGAUAUCAAACCUAAAAACAGAACAAGCGGUUCGCCCAAUUUCUAACCUUGAUCAGUACUUCCCUACACGAAAAACUGGUUUUACAAACGUUCUAGAUCCGAUAAUAAACAAAUUAAACGUUGGUGGAAGCAGCCUUCUUCAGCCAGCUCCACCACUUCUACUUUUACAAUCUGGCCUCAUGAAUCGGCCACCAAAUGUUAAUAACGCUGACUACGUCAAUCUAUAUGGAUCCUUGUCUACAAGCGGAAUAUCAAAUCUUGAUGAUCAAAUGAACCUACCAUUUUCUCACUUGCCCGACUUGCAGCUACACGAAAAUUUCUUGUCGAAUAAUGGAUGGCUAACAAACCCAAGUUCUUCAUCGGCUGUGUUUUUGGGUUCUGCUCCAUCACCGACAAAAUAUACUAGUGAUGACGCGUGUAGCACUACUACUAACUCCGGUGGUGGAGGAGGAGCUCCGCCGAACUUUUGGCCAGAAGUGCUCCUUGAAGACCCUUUAUUUCACGAUAUACUAUAAGUAUAUAUUUAUUGAGUGAGAUGUAUAUAUUAUGUACGUGUGAGUGCAUAUGGUUUGAAGUUUCACCGCUCUUUAAUCAUUAGAUCAA